Messenger RNA from Parathielavia appendiculata, 573 nucleotides. RefSeq lists its product as uncharacterized. The transcript is spliced from 3 exons. The annotation marks the transcript as partial. The record is from RefSeq and is a predicted model, not a curated record. NCBI's taxonomy places the organism in Eukaryota, Fungi, Ascomycota, Sordariomycetes, Sordariales, Chaetomiaceae.
AUGUCUUCAGUUGCCGGCCAGGCCGCCGGUGGCAAUUUUGCUACCACCGAGCAGUCAGGCACUUCCCUGGCUGUAAAGGGAGACCUCGUCUCAUACUCUACUCCCUUCUCCUCCCAGCAUGACGCUGAAAUUAAGAACCUUGCCCAUUCCACUUCUAUCAAUUCAGUUGACCGCGGCGCUGGCGUUGACCAGGUCGACAAAGAUCAUAAUUCGGAUAUCGACUCGCUGUUCGGGGACAUCCGCGACCCCAGAAUGAUCCACGCCAAUGGCGCUAAGGAUGACGAGAACAACAAUGCUUCGCUCAACAAGGACGCCCACAACCAUAGCGGCCACUCUGAAUCGGCUGACCACACCGACAGGGCCACGUCUGCUGCCGAGGCUCAGUCGUCUGCCCAAGCCGAGACUCCGAGCAAAUCAUCACCAGCCACUUUUUUCAUCGUCCCCUCCGGCACGUCUGCCAACCCCACUUCGGAUUCGCCUGGUGACUUCAGUGUCCUCCCCGAUGGAUCGAUUCCAAAGGCAGGUUUCACCUCAAGCGUUCUCUAUGGUCCUGAGUUGCAGAAGGCGCUCUUC